UUUUCCCCACUCUGGUGGUAUCCAUUCCAGGGUCUCCCCUGUCACGAUGUUGUUACACCCUUCUGCCUCUACUGAAUGGCAGUUGGAGUUGUUUUAACAGUGAGAGAUGCCCCUCUACCCGGCGGCGCAUUGCGUGGGCUUAUAUGCACUUAAUACCCCAGAAACCGCCGUCUUAGUUCAUUAAUAACAACGGCAGGCUUUUAUUUCACUUCUCUAUUUCUCUAUAUUGUUCGCCUCCACUGGAGCUGCAGAUAUGGUUUCUGAGGGCUGUUUCUGUUUUACAAAAUACCUCCUGUUCCUGUUUAAUCUGACCUUCUUCCUUCUAGGAAUACCUCUGGCCUCAGCUGGGUUCUGGAUUAUUUUUGGUAAAACAAGCUUCCUCAGUUAUGGACCCACUCUCAUGUCCAUCUUCCCCUUUGCCUGUCUACUUCUAAUUGGAGGCAUCAUCAGCAUGUUAUUAGGAUUUUUUGGAUGUCUGGGGGCACUGAAAGAAGUCAAAUGCAUGCUGGGAAUGUAUUUCGUCGUGCUUGCCAUCCUAUUGGCUAUUGAAAUUGUGGCUGGAGUUCUCUUUUUCACCCAGAUGACAACGAUUGAGUAUGCAAUGGAAGAGAAUAUGAUACAACUAAUGAAGACAUCUAAGCAGAAUACAUCCCACCUGGAAGAUUUCAAGACUGCUUUUAAUUCAAUCCAGCGAGAGAAUAAGUGCUGCGGAUGGAACAAGCCAUCUGAUUGGAUCGAUAAACCCUGCUCCUGCUACAACAGCACCGGUCUCCUGUUAAAUAGCACUGAGCAACAUAACUUCAACAUGGAGUGUAUUUGCUCCGUGGCAAAUGGCACUUCAGCUUCAUGCAGGGUUUAUGAAGAGGGCUGCAAGAAUGUCAUCUUUACAUGGCUGUCAGACAACACCCUCUUCAUUCUGGCCUUGUUACUGGCUGUGGCUGCAGUGGAGUUCAUGCAGAUUCUGUGUCUCACAGUAUUCUGUCUGAGUCAUCAUUGUCAGCACCCCCCAAAGACUCAAGACAGUUUAUUCCAGGCCUCAAGGUUUUUGUUCUUUGUGUUCAUGGUGUCUUGUGUGGCUCAGUCUCUCUGAAUUGUUAUGUAUUCACUUUAUUAUUGGUCAAUGGAACAUAUUUAAUUCCAGAAAAACUUCAAUGGCCACAAAAAGCUUCUGCAUGUCUUAGGUUCUGAAUCUGAUAAUAUUUCGUAUACUAAUGGUUUCAAUAGAAAUUAAUUAUGCAACCAUGACCAAUAAUUAUGUGAAUUUCUUAAAUCAUAUUUUGACAAAAGACGAUAUUCAUCAGGCUACAUGUCAUGCCUCAUGGCGCACGGAGCGUAGAUAAAAGCGCAGGAGUUGGGGAAAAUGCGGGGCUUAAUGGACGUACAAAUAAACAAACAGACAGCAAAUAUGGACAAAUAUGGACUAAAUACAUAGGACUAAUGACAGCAAUCAAAAACAGCUGGUAAACAUGGGGAAUCCACACGGGCUUAAUGAGGGGACAUGGCACACGGAAAGAACGGACGAGCGGGGCAUGACAGAACCCCCCCCCCCCAAAGGCACGCACUCCAGGCGUGCCUUUGUGGAGCGAGGGGCAACACAGGGCAUAACGGGACAGCACCUGGGGAAACAAAAGCAAAAAACUAAUUCAUCACGGGGAACAGCACAGACACACAGAACAGGUACAAGGAGCACAACUCAAACAAUAAGCGACAAACCACGGGGAAUGCGGACAGACACAGAGACACUAAAGACAGAAACACAGGACCCGGGAACACUAAAGGAGGCACACAGGGACCAGCAGGGAACAAAGGCACAGAAGAAUAGGAAGGAAACAGAGGGGGCACAAAGGGACUGCAAGGCACUGAAGCACGAGGGGGAAACACAUGGGGUACAAAGGGACUAGGAGGGAAUGACGGAAAAGGGGCAACGUGGAGCUGUAGGGACCCUCGGUGGGUAUAAGGCAGGGACUGCCGGAGCAGCAGGCGACUGCGAGGCCGGAGUUACAGCCGAAGGGGACGCCGAAAGCGGCGAGGAAGAAGGCAAAGGGGCUGGAAACGAUGACGAGGAGGGAGAUGAAGGGAAUAAUGGUGGAGGGGGGAAGGGAACCAUAGCCAUGGCAGGCGGGGGCGCAGCCGCGACGUGUCACGGUCGGGGGACCCGCAGGCUGUCGAAGUGGUGCCGAAGGCUGUGCCGUAGCCAACCGACAAGGUGCCACGGGUGAAGCUGGGGGCACCCACCGAGCUGGAGCCUGGGGGAGUGAAGGCGAGCCAGGAUAUCCACCCUGGCGUCGGUAUCCUCUCCCUUUCCAGGAGAACGAGAGACGGGAACCCGGCCAGGAUCUGCUGCGAUGAUGGGGUGGUGGCCGAGUUGACCCAUGGGAGGGGUCCACUGGGACAAUCAGGGUUAUUCUAAGGGGUCCCACUCCAGCUCCUCCUCCAGCUCCAACAAGGAGGGUGGAGCGAUGGACAGGCCAUUAGGGGCUUCCAGGGGGACUGAAACCUACGAACCGGGGGCACUGGGGCAAGGACUUCAGGAACCAGAACCUCAGGAGGCAGUGCAGGAGCAAUCGGACCAGGAAACACGGAGGGCUCUGCGGAGGUGCCAGGCCAAGAACCUUGGGCAGCGUUGCAGCAGGAACCUUGAGCGGCGCAGGAACCUCCAGGGGCGCUGCCGAAAUGGGCGGUGUAGGAACCUCUGGGGGCACAGCCGGAAUGGGCAGUGCACGAACCUCUGGGGGCGCAGCCAAAACUGCUGAGUCUAGAGUCACGGAGGGUGGUGCAGGGGCUGCUGGGUCAGGAGCCACAGAGGGUGGUGCAGGGGCCACCGGGACCGGGAUCACAGGCACUGGAACCACGGGGAAUGAAGCAGAUACUGGAACCACGGGGAACGAAGCAGAUACUGGAGCCACUGGGGGAACAGGAACUGCAGUAGCCACAGGAACCACGGGGGGCAAAGCAGGAGCCACAGGAACCACGGGGGGCAAAGCAGGAGGUUGCGCCUCAGGUGUGGACACAGUGUCCCCUGCUGGGGAAGCCUGCUCUGUCCUCACGCAGAGCAGCUUCCUCAUCAUCUUCUCUGCCUUGUCCAGCUACUGAGGUGGGGACGCUGGGGUGACUGUAGGGAACUCCUCCCGCAGCUAUUCCAAGAGCAUGGCCACCCCUGGGGAGUCCCGCACUGCUGGCUCCCCCAUGAUCUGCCAGUACAGACCCUGGAGGAUGAAAAUCUGUACGGGGUUGAGUACACUGGCGUAUGCCCCUUUAAGGGCCACAGGGAAGCGAAUGGGGCUUGCAUCAGCCAGCAGGGAAUUCCCCAAGGGAUCUGCCCCUCCACAUUUCUUCCGUCCAUUCCGCCGAUUAGACACAGAGGGGGAGUGAAGAGUUUGGGCUGCCCAGAUAGCGGGGGGAGAGGUAGUCCACUAUCUACGUGAACUUGCCUUAUCAUCCACUCCACCACUCCUUCCCUCAACUGCUGUAGCUUGGCGAAUUAUCGGGCGGGGAGAUCUGCUCUAGGAUCUGCCUCGACCUGAGAGUGAGGGCUCGAGCUGCGGGGGUUCCUCUUCACCUCGGGCUGGGUGAGCCAGUAAAUUAACUUGACAAUUACUUGGAGGUAUUCUACUUCCAUGAGAGGAGGUGUUUUCAUGCGUAGUCAGGUCAUUCUGUCAUGCCUCAUGACGCAUGGAGCACGGAGCAUAAAUAGAAGCGCAGGAAGCCAGAAGUUGGGGAAAAUGUGGGGUUUAAUGGCCAUAAAAAUAAACUAACAGCCAGCAAACGAAGGUUGACAUUACAAUGACCGGACUGGGGAAACAAACUGAAACAUGGACUAAAUACAUAGGACUAAUGACAACAAUCAAAAACAGCUGUUAAACACGGGGAAUCCACACGGGGUUAACGAGGGGGCGUGCCACACAGAAGGAGCGGACAAGCGGGGGAUGACACUAUACAUACAGUUGUGGUCAGAAGCUUACACUCAUCAGGGGCAUGAAUGUCAUAUUAAUUUUGGGCUUUUAAUAAUUUAUUUGAAUCGUUCUUUUUCCAAGGUGGAAUGAUUAUACAACAUUCAUCAUCAACGAUUUUUAAAAACAAUAAUUGGAUGCACAAGUAUGAAUUUAUGUAGGAUUUUCUACAAUCCACACAGGGUCAAAAUGAUAUAUACAGACUCAAAUAUAUAUAUAUAAAUUCCCCUAAAUCUUUUAAUAAAUGGUGCUGAAGGUUCUAGAAUAUAUUUUAACUUGACAAGGCCAAAGCCUAUUAACUUCUCGUUAGUGAUCAUGAUUGACUGCAGCUGGUAGUUUCUCUUUGCCAGCAUGAAAGGGAUUUGUUUGACAGCACUCAUUGAAUUCACUAAUACUCAGAACAGUGGGGGUGUCCAAGGAACUCAGUGAAGAUCUAAGAAGGAGAAUUGUAGAUUUACACAAGUCUUUCGGAGUUUAUGAAUCUUUAAUUAUUGCAAUGUAUUGAUGACAUUGCUGAUAGGUUUUGAAAUUUGAAAAGAAAAUUUGUCCAAUUACCAUGAUUGAAUCAUUGCAAUACUUAAGUGAUCAGUCUGAGAGUAAAACAGUUGAAACCAUUGCCCAGCAGGACUAAGAACAUCUGACAUUUUGUAAGAUGUGUACUUUGGUGUAAAAUCACUGGCAGUAAUUCUUCAAAAUCAUUUUUAAUUGGAAUUGCCAUCUAAAAUAGCAACAUAGAGCGUUGCUACUUAGAUUUUAUAGAAAAUUAGCAACAUUCUGUUAACUUGCUGGGUAGGUUCCUGUUAAACCUUACAUUUGAAUUAUUGCUAACUUGCUGAUAUCUGCUUGCAUCUCUUUGCAUGAUAAAUAUAUUUUCAUGACUCAUGAGGAUGAUGCUACAGGUUGGGCAGUUACAUGUCCACAGACAGGCUUGUUCCAUGACCUCAAUGAACAUCCCUCUCAAACAUGGGCUCCAGCAAUUCAUCAGUUAAUAUCAUCUUCUGAGCUCAGCAUAAAUGCAGUGCUGGAGUUGCUGGUGUUGUGAAGCUUAGUGAAGCAAGGAUGCAUGUGAGCAUGGCAUUUGUGCAAUCAAGUGUGUGCAGUGCUUCUCCCUCUGAGCGUACACUUCUUGUCUUUACAACCAUGUUUUCCAAUGCGUCUGAGCUUCUGUGCAGUGCUCUGAGAAACAGAUAAAACCUGGUUUAUUUCUCUGUAUGCUCUGCAUAUGUCACUGAUAUUUCUCUGUCUCCCUCAAUCUCCUCAGAGAUUUUUACAUGGAAUAUUGGCAAGGUUGGUCGUAUAGCGCUCAUAUGUUCUCAGUAAAGCAAAUGUGUUGUGUAGGAUCAUGUGUUGCACAAAUACAGGAAUUCAUGGAUUUUUCUUCUCUGUAAAAAUAGUUUAUGGAUAAGCACUGAUGUUUAUUAUGCAGCAUGCACACCUUUCAUAAUAAAGGCCACCUGUUUUCUCUCUC
This is a messenger RNA of Brienomyrus brachyistius, 5418 nucleotides long. RefSeq names its product CD37 molecule (gene cd37). The record is from RefSeq and is a predicted model, not a curated record. NCBI's taxonomy places the organism in Eukaryota, Metazoa, Chordata, Actinopteri, Osteoglossiformes, Mormyridae. The transcript has 9 exons. Gene Ontology annotation, cellular component: membrane. Bases 254 to 1090 code for a protein of 278 amino acids.